This is a messenger RNA of Loxodonta africana (African savanna elephant), 1425 nucleotides long. Its product is annotated as tripartite motif-containing protein 60-like. Gene Ontology annotation, biological process: protein ubiquitination. NCBI's taxonomy places the organism in Eukaryota, Metazoa, Chordata, Mammalia, Proboscidea, Elephantidae. The record is from RefSeq and is a predicted model, not a curated record. Gene Ontology annotation, molecular function: ubiquitin protein ligase activity; zinc ion binding. The transcript has 5 exons. Gene Ontology annotation, cellular component: cytoplasm. The coding region runs from base 1 to 1425 and encodes 474 amino acids.
AUGGACUUUGCAACCUUCCUGGCCGAUCUCCAAGCAGAGGUCAGCUGCCCCAUCUGCCUGGAGUACCUGAGAGACCCAGUGACCAUUGACUGUGGCCACAACUUCUGUCACCACUGCAUCCUCCAGCGCUGGGAAGGUCUAAAGGACAUCGUCCCCUGUCCCAUCUGCCUCCAUCACUGCUAUAACGAGAACCUAAAGAAGAACACCCAAUUAUGUCACAUGACUGAUAUUGUUAAGCAACUUCCCGUCCAGAGGAACAAGAGGAAACGGCAGGAAGAGCAACCCCUGUGUAAGAAGCACAACCAGGUGCUGGUCCUGUUCUGUGAGCAGGACCUGGAGCUGCUGUGUCUGCAAUGCAGGGUCUCCUCCGACCACCAGAAUCACUACCUGAUGCCCAUUGAGCAAGCGGGAGCUAGUCAUAGGAAGAAGCUCAAAAGGUACAUUGAGCCCCUGAGGGAGAUGGUUAAGGAUGCAGAGAUUUGGCUAGAAAUGCAAGUCUCAAAAUCAUUUAAAUUUUGCCAGAAUGUGGAAAUUUUGAGAGAAGAAUUAAACUGUGAAUUUAAUCAACUUAAGGAUUUACUGGUCCAGGAACAGGAUGUCAUUUAUUUGGGAUUAAUGACAGAAGAGAGGAAUGUUGAAGAAAAACUCAGUGAAAACAGUAGCCAAAUUUCUGACCACUUUUCCAUGCUGAAAAAUCUGCUUAGUGGAGUUGCAGAAAAGUGUGUGCAGGCAGACCUGGAUUUACUGAUAGGUACUGCAAGACUGUACAAGAGGUAUAAAAAUCUCAAAACUCCUGAAGUCUUUUCAUACGAAUUAAAGAAGGAGAGUAGCUAUCUCUCUCCACAAUAUUUUGGCCUGCAAAAAGUCAUCAGCACAUUUAAGGAAGAUUUGAUGCUAGAUCCUAAAACUGCUCACCCCAACCUUAUUAUUUCAGAAGACAGAAAAAGUGUGAAAUAUGGACAGAUGGAAGCAGACUUUUCUUACAGCCCUAAGAGGUUUACUUUUAUCCCAGCUGUCCUGAGCUCUGAGGGCUUUGAUGUUGGUAGGCAUUACUGGCAGGUAGAGGUAUUCACCCUGUACCUCCUUCCAGGACCUUUGAUCCAACAGGCCCGGCAUGGUAUAAAUAGCCACGGGCCUAAAAGGUCAAAUUUAACCCGGGGCAAAGACGAGAAGCAUCAAAGUGAUGGGACUGUUGCAGGACUUUCUUGUUUCUAUGGUGAAUUCCAUGUUGGGGGUGGGGGAGUGAGCAUCUCAGUGCUCAGGGCCUUUAACUGCAGCUCUGGGCAAAUUGGCUUUCUCCCCAGGGAGUUACCAGAUAAAACGGACACUGGUAACAUGAUUCUCAAUGCUGCUACAAGGAAAUGUGGCCAUGGCUCUGGGCAGGAUCUUACAAACGUGCUUGUGACUGUACCCCACCUCUAUUGA